AUGGUAGGGUACAACCGUACAAGGGAGAAAGGUAGUGGAAGGUCUUUCUCAAUUUUCAGCAAAAAUAAGCGCGGGAAACUUCCCUCCCCUUUUCCCCCGAAUCUCUCCCCCUUUUAUUUUCAUUUUGGCUCUCACCUUCCCCAAUUCGUUCAACUCUUUGAUUCGCGCUUUCAGUUACGAGGUUCAAAUGAGCAGCAACCUUUUCUUCCAAUUCUAUGGCUAUGGCAUGAAAUUAGUCAUUGCCACCAGGGAUUGUGGUCUCGGAAUCAGAUUUUUAUUUAUGAAGGCUGUGGGGUGAACCAAGUGAGGCUAUUUCUGGCUUUGCGGAUGCAAGUCUCUCUUUGGCUGUGUUACUUUGAUUCCCACAUCUCACUGAUGGACAUGCUUAAAUAAUCAUUGCUGGAUAUAUGGUUCAUGCAUUGCAACAAGUUGUUGGAAGAAGACAUAUUUUUGGAGUUAAUUAUAUUAGAAUUUAAUGACUUUUGUAUAUGAUUCUUUUGUUACUUCUUGUAAGUACAAGCAUACAUUUUAGGAGAUUUAGUUUUUGGAAAGUGAGUAAAUACU
This is a messenger RNA of Nicotiana tabacum (common tobacco), 564 nucleotides long. Lineage: Eukaryota; Viridiplantae; Streptophyta; Magnoliopsida; Solanales; Solanaceae. The record is from RefSeq and is a predicted model, not a curated record.